Messenger RNA from Struthio camelus australis, 7297 nucleotides. The record is from RefSeq and is a predicted model, not a curated record. NCBI's taxonomy places the organism in Eukaryota, Metazoa, Chordata, Aves, Struthioniformes, Struthionidae.
UGUGCUGCUGAGCGAUUGCCGAGUGUUUUACUGAAGAGUUUUUCCCCCCCCCUCCUUUUUUGUACACCCGCCUCCUGUGAUACCGUGAAGCCAGCAGAAGCAAGGAAAAUAAGGGCAGAGGACUAGGAGCAGGCGGAGGAGAUGGCAAGUGUUAAAAACGUGGAAGAGGGAAUUCUUACAUCUGCUUCGUUUUUUACAGUGUACUCUUGUGCCUUAGGCAUAUUCGUAUGUUUGAGCUCUGCUUUAUGAACAAGGGAAGAGGACUAACAACUUGCCUGAAAAGAGUUAUCAUCAACCCAAGGGAGAAUUUCUGUCUUAAAGCCACUACAAGAAAGGACCACUAUAAAAGCUGGUUCUGCUCAAGGCUGCUGUCCUGCUUUGUCUAUACUUUUCUAGUCUUAGUGGGUGAUGUCACAACAUCUUUAACAUUCAGGCUCCCAAAAUCCACUAGGCAGGAGCAUUUCAAAGCAAUCAUGGAUGACUAUGAUAUCAGGUCUGCUGCCAGCAUUUUAGCCUCUGUUAAGGAGCAAGAGGCUCGUUUCGAGCGGCUUACCCGUGCACUCUUGCAACUUGAGCGUGCCAAUCAGCCGGCAGACCGAAUGAGCAUUUGCAACAUUGGCAAUGGUCAGCCACUGGCAACCGCCUGGCAGCAGCUUGUACUGCAGGAACAAAGCCCCAGCAACCAGACAUCAAUAGCAAUGAUGCAAGAACCCCAAGAGAUGGUGGAAGAGACCGUUACUGUGGAGGAAGACCCAGGCACUCCCACUUCCCACGUGUCUAUUGUCACUUCUGAAGAUGGAACCACGAGGAGAACUGAAACCAAGGUUACCAAAAUGGUCAAAACGGUCACCACUAGAACAGUGCGUCAGGUCCCGCUUGGGCCUGAUGGCCUGCCGUCGAUGGAUGGCUCGUCUCCCAUGGGCAGCUACACAGAUUCGAUAGACAGAAGGUACAUGAAGAAUGGGGAGCGGUACAUCACACCACAAGCAUCGUCCACGUUAACCAGAUCUUACAACAGCUACAAUGAUUCUUACCCUGACAGCCAUGAAGGCCAGUAUCGCCCUUAUAUCGGUCAUGACGGUUACGGAGAUCUAGCCGAUAACUACGGCAGCUUGUCCCGUGGUGUCAACUACCGUCCUCGCUAUGCCUAUGUGCCAGGGAACAGUUACCGGCCAGAGGAUGGUAGCUUCACUUUACCGAGCAGAAGGGAUAACUACGGUCCUAUUGCCCAGCCUCAGGUGCCAGUGGGCAGCAACAUUGACUUGAACCGCUCUCAGCCAGAACGCUUCCAGCCAGAGCCCUAUGGACUGGAAGAUGAUAACCGCAGCCUUGGAGUAGAUGAUGAAGGAUAUGAACUGGAUCCAGAUUACUCCACUGUGAACCGGAGGACAUCUGCAGGUGUGCCAGAGAGAGGAAGACCUCACAAAGGAAGGGGCUACGAUGACCCCAUCGAGACAGAGAUGGUUGAAGAGAGGAUCCCUUACCUUCACGGUGGCUAUGCAGCACCACUGGCACAGCCAGAGAGAGGAAGCAUGGCUAGCAUUGACCGCCUGGGGAAGCGCUCCCCCUCUAUUGACAGCAUUCGUAAAGACCCUAGGUGGAGGGACCCUGACCUCCCUGAAGUAAUUGCCAUGCUCAGCCACCCUAUUGAUCCGGUCAAGUCCAACGCCGCAGCCUACCUGCAGCACUUGUGCUACGAGAACGAUAAGAUCAAAAAGGACGUGAGGCACCUUAAAGGGAUCCCUAUCUUGGUAGGCCUACUAGAUCAUCCAAAACCAGAGGUCCAUCGCAAAGCUUGUGGGGCUCUCAGAAACAUCUCCUAUGGGAAGGAUAAUGAAAACAAGGUGGCUAUAAAGAACUGCGAUGGCAUCCCGGCUUUGAUCAGACUAUUGCGAAAAACAAAUGACAUGGAAGUCAGAGAGCUAAUUACAGGCACCCUGUGGAACUUGUCCUCCUAUGAGCCCCUGAAGAUGGUCAUCAUCAACCACGGUCUGCAGACGCUCACCAACGAGGUGAUUAUACCCCAUUCCGGCUGGGAGAGUGAGCCAAAUGAGGACUCAAAACCUCGCGACGCUGAGUGGACAACUGUCUUCAAGAACACUUCUGGCUGCUUACGGAAUGUAAGUUCAGAUGGAGCAGAAGCACGCAGAAGACUAAGAGAGUGUGAUGGCUUGGUGGAUGCCCUUCUUCAUGCUCUACAGUCUGCAGUCGGCAAGAAGGAUACAGACAAUAAGUCUGUGGAGAACUGCGUGUGCAUCAUGCGGAACCUUUCAUAUCAUGUCCACAAAGAGGUCCCCGGAGCUGAUAAGUACCAAGAACUAGACGCCAGUCAGACUGUGAGCACAGGAGGCUCCCAGAAAAAGAAGAAAGAUGAUGCUGGCUGUUUCGGUGGGAAAAAAGCUAAAGAGGAGUGGUUCAAUCAAGGAAAGAAGAAUGGAGAUUUGGACAGGAAUUUUGAUACACUUGAUUUGCCGAAGCGAUCUGAAACAGCAAAAGGCUUUGAAUUACUGUACCAGCCAGAUGUGGUUCGGCUGUACCUCUCCAUCCUCACCGAAAGUCAGAAUUUUAACACUCUGGAAGCGGCGGCAGGGGCUUUGCAGAAUCUCAGUGCUGGGAACUGGACAUGGUCCACGUACAUCCGUGCAACAGUGCGGAAGGAGAGAGGCUUACCAGUGCUUGUGGAGCUGCUCCAGUCCGACUCCGACAAGGUUGUGAGGGCUGUGUCAAUUGCCCUGAGAAAUCUUUCCAUGGAUCGUCGCAAUAAAGACCUUAUAGGUAGUUAUGCCAUGGGUGAACUGGUAAGAAAUUUGCCCAGCAGGCAGCAGAGAUCUUCAAAGAACCUGGAAGAGGAUACAGUGGUUGCGGUGUUGAAUACCAUCCAUGAAAUCAUUACUGACAGUUCAGAAAAUGCAAGGUCGCUGAUCCAGACACAGGGCAUUCAGAAGCUGGUAGCUAUCAGCAAGUCAAGCCAGUCUCCCAGAGAAACAAAAGCAGCAUCUCACGUUCUUCAGAUGAUCUGGAGCUAUAAAGAGCUACGAAAUGCCCUGCAGAAGGAUGGGUGGAACAAGUCACACUUCCAGUCCGUUUCUGCAACUCCAAAGGGUUCCAAAGGUACCGCUGGCAGGUCUGGCUAUGACGACAGCACUUUGCCCCUGGUGGAUAAAAGUCAAGAUAACGAGAAGUCUGGGAGUCGUGAUAUGAUACCUAUGGAUGAACUUGGCCCAGAUGGGUACUCCACUAUCGAUCACCGGGACAAGGAGCGCAAAUACAAGACCAGUGAUAACACCGGGGAUGCCUCAGAGAAAGAACCUUUAAAAAAUGACACAAAUAGGAAAAACAUUAACAGGAGUAACAGGGCUUCGGUGAAUCUGGUGGAUGCCCGUGACAUUAAACCCCAGCCUGUUGACUCCUGGGUCUAAUUUGCAUGCAUGGGCUAGAGUCCAACCACUUUUUUUUAAUUGAGGGGGGAAAAAAAAAAAAACACUGAACCGACAUGGAGGAUUUCAUCAGUCACCACUGCCAUUCAGACUUGGAAGGCGCUGCAUCACUGACCAGGCUGCAGAUUCUAGGAGGGCAUGGGGAGAAAACACAGCCGCCUGCCGUCGCCAAUGCCGGAGCACCAUGCCUUACAGCGAGACAGUUUGCUUUUUGACUCAGUCCCAGCAGACAUAGCCGCCUCCCCCUCCCUCCCUCUCCUGUGAGAAGAAAGCAAGCAAGAACUGAGAAUCCAAGCUUCCAUCUAGCUGGCUGCCUUCUUAGAUGACUCUUACGUGCGGAUGGUGCCAAGUAUGAGAAGCGAAGGUCAUGCGGCAGCAAAGAGGACAACUUCACGAGUGAAAGAGAUACUGCAGAAUAUUUGAAAUAUCAUAGGUGUAGUCAUGAAGAUAAUAGCACUUUUCUGGUUUGGGGCUCUUUCUUUGUUUUGGGUUUUUUGUUUUGGGUUUUUUUUUUUUUUUAACUGUGACUCUAACAUUUUUAAGGCUUUUCGACAGAUGUUGAGGGUUUUUUUCAUUAUUUCCACAGGAAGUGCAGGAAUGUUGAGUGGGUAUGUUGGAUUUCAAUCAAAGGAGAAAAUACAGAACAAAAACUAUUAAAAGCUGGUUGAAUGAACUGGAGAGUAGAUGACAAAAUUGCAAGCUGUAUAAUCUGCUUUUAGAGUAAGCUAUAUCAAUCUCAGUGCUAUAUUAUCAUUAUAAUCUGGUGUACAAUACUUCUGCCGUUUGAAUUCUGUAAUGGCUCUGUUUUUACUUCCACGUACAACAAACAGUUUAUUGAAGGUUUUGAUGUCCCCAGUUCAGAAAUCUCUGCUGAGAAAUGGAGUUGGCUGGCUUUUUAUUUUCUUUUUCUCAAAGAUUGCAGUAAGGAGCUUUGGCAUUUUAAAUGUACCAGUGUUGCAUUGAUGAUGAUUUAUUCUCUAACAUUACUACUUCUGCCAUAGCUGUUAACACAUUGGAAGAAAACAAGAGCUUCUUUGUAGAAUGUUUUGUUUUGAAAACACUAUAAACUUUAGAUGGGUCUAUCAUUUAUAUUUGAUGGUAACUCGAUCACUGUUGGAUCUAUGUUUGCUUUGAGCUAUAUACAUCCUUGAUGAAAAAUGCCACAAAGGGAACUAGUUUGGAGUUUUGUAAAUCAUCAUCCUGGUUUCUGUGUUGCUGUGGUUUUGUUUUGAGAUUACAUAUUUCAGUUGGUGUGAAAAUCACCCAUGUGCAAAGGUUCUCCUCUAAGGUGCCGAGGCCUGCUCUGUGUAAGGGGGAAUUUUUACCUUAUGAGACCAUAAUCUGCAUAUACAGUGUCUGGAAAUGCCGUGAACUAAAUGACUUCAGAUCACUGAUUUUCUCCAGGCAUUGGUCAAGGAAGGGCAGCAGAUGAGAACAGGAAGUGAAUGUCUCAUUAGUAGCAUUAGAUGCCUUUUGCUGGGUUGUUUUUUUUUUGGCCAUUAUUCUUUGGUUGCCACAUUUAUUCCUGAACAAGCUCCUAAAAACAGUGUGACUGGAAAGCACAUUUUUUAAUCUGGCAAAUGACAAUUUGGGGUUUUCAGUGCCUGCCGAUUCCUUUAUACUUAAAAAGGGGAAAUACCCAACAACCUCACCUCCCACAAAAUAUUACUGUAAUAGUAAACACCUAAUUUUUUUGUAAAAAAUUAAAAAACUUUAAAAAAAAAAAAAGCAAGUACCAAGAGCUUUGUAUCUUCUUGAGUAUAUUAAAAAUUUGACAUGAAUACAUAUAUAUAAAUAAAUAAAAAUAUCUAUAUAUCUAUAUAUAUAUUGUUGUGCAGAGGAUAGGUUGACAAAACCAUGUUAAGUAGUUUGCAGGAGAAGGAUGCAUUUGUUGAUUCAGGGAAAAAGACUGAUGCCAGAAGCUGUCAAUGAUUUGGAUGAUACAUGUGCUCCUUUGCCCCCUCCCUUUCCAGACCUUCAUCUUCCAUGCAUGUUGCAGUGGUCACUUCUGGAUCCUAGGGAAGGUGAAGUUGCUGGGAGCAAACUAAGAUAGCAAAGAUCUGUCUUUUCACCUGCAUGAGAGUCCUUUUGAGCCAAAGAUGCUCAGUGGAUCAAGGGAAGCAAAGAGAUAUAUCUGUGAUUAUCUGCAUUUGUGUCAGGGGCAGUGUCUCUCUAUGUGUAGACAUAAAGUGUGGCAACAAAACCAGAUACAUAGUUUGACUGUAUAUUCUAUCAAUGGUGCUCUUUUCAUACUUGUUCUGCCAAUACGCGGAGACCCUUUUAACCAAGCUACACAAAAGAGUUUUAUAUCACUUUUGGUUAUGUACUUGGUGUAUUCUUUUUGUAUAUGAAAGGAUUUUUUUAAAAACGUUCAGUAAUUAGCAAUGGAACCUGCUUUGUAGCUGAUUAGAACAGCAUAAGAGAAGGGCCGUGCUGUCAGUCUGUCCCUGAUCUACUACUUCAAUCCAUAUAUCUACCAAAGGAGUCUGAGCAAAAGUUCACUUAAAAUAAAGACCUGACUGUUGAAAGGAGUCUCUGCUAAGACUUUGAUUUAGUUAUUGUACAACUAUUCCAAAGCUAGCAAGAGGUUAACGGAGAAAACUGCGGGGGUUGGGGGGGGUGGGGAAGUGAUGUGUCUAGAGGCUAAUAGUCCAUGACCUCCUAACCCAGGUAUCUCAUGGCUCUCAGUGGGGCAGUAGAGUGAUGCUCAAAAUCUGGAUCGGAAUCUACUUUGGCCUCUGUCAUUAAUGGGCCAAGCUAAAACCAUUGAGGAGUAUUUGAGAAGCAAAUCCAGAACCUAUCCCACUUCUCCCCCAAAGUUGUUUUUGUGUUUAUACUGCAUCCUGUGAUAGCAGACCUCCCUAUAUCAGGUUAGAUGGAACUGGCUGCCUGGGGUCGUUGUAGCAAACUGCUCCUCUUUGUUUUCCUGGGUACAGUGUUCAUGGCACCCAGGGUAGUUGAGAGUUCACAACAUGGAUUACUGCUACAUAAAAAAGAUGGUAUACAGAGAGAUCAACAUCAAGUCCAUGUGCCAAGACUUCUGGGAAUCAUGUCUUACCCCCCUCCUUCCUGUGCCUCACAAUAAUGAUUAAUUCCCAAGUAUGUAGCAAUAACCAAUAACCCAUCAAUUGCACUGCAGUGACUUGCCUUUCUCCCCAAACUGUUGUUUGGAAUGAUGAACAAGGAAAGGGGGGUGGGGGCGACUCUAAGUGAGACUGUCACUUUGUAUUAUCAGCCCACCAGCCAAAGGCCAAAGUAAGAGCUUUGAACCUGGUGAAAUAUCUCAUGUUCUUCUUAUCGGUGGCCAAAAGCUCACUUGUGGAAAGCCCUGAUGGGAUGUGUGCCCUCACCUGCCUUUACCUCUCCCCUUGUUGGUGCAAUGUGUCUGGGCUGUUAGGGCUGUUCUGGGAGGUGGGUGAAUGAACCGGUAAACGUUGAGUUUAUUUUAGCAGCAGGGAUCGUAUGUAAAGAAGGGAAAGCGGCAGUGUGUGUGCGUGACUAAAGCUGCAGUAGGGUCUAGAGUCCCCUGCUAAAGGCAGACUGUUUUUUAGGGCUCUGGUAUGUGACCUCCUGUUCUCUUGUUGGCUCCACUGUGAAAACUGGAAGGAAUCUGCUAGGUAGAAGGGAUUUUUACCUACAGAAUUUCUAGUGGGAGGGGUGACUGUGGAAGGAAGAGACAGUGUUGCAGGACUCCUGUGAAGAGGAGAAGGGAAUUUGUUGGCCCAGUAAGGGCUGAGAUAACAUGGGAGAGGAAGGAGACUUUUGAUGGUAAAUAACUGCAGAACUUUGUUCCCUAGGAGGUGGCUUGUACAUCUCCCAAGCAUCUUCACUAAACUAUGGAGACUUAAAAAAAAAAAAAA